This is a messenger RNA of Lolium perenne, 5846 nucleotides long. RefSeq lists its product as uncharacterized. Gene Ontology annotation, biological process: protein phosphorylation. The record is from RefSeq and is a predicted model, not a curated record. Gene Ontology annotation, molecular function: ATP binding; carbohydrate binding; protein kinase activity. NCBI's taxonomy places the organism in Eukaryota, Viridiplantae, Streptophyta, Magnoliopsida, Poales, Poaceae.
AAGACAGCGGCUCUGCGCGCUUCAGGCCGGCCUUCGACUCGACACCCUCUCAAGGACAAUGGGUGGGGACAUCAACGUGUACCAAAAGCUAGAAGGUCAUACGAAGGAGCAAAGCUGGGCAUCCAUUGCCAAGAUUGGACCGUGGGGUGGAUCUGGUGGCAAACUUAGCGAAAUUGAGGUGGCUCCCGUGUGUCUAAAUAGCAUAACCAUCCGUAGUGGCAAUACCAUACAAUCGAUUGCGUUUUCAUAUAGUGACAAAAAUGGAAACCAACAUGAUACAGGUGCAUGGGGAGCUCACUUAGGCCACCAUGCCGUUGCAAGUUUUCACACAAUUCAGCUUGCCCCAUUGGAGCUUUUAAUGGAAGUUUCUGGAACAAUUGGUCCAUGUAAAACACAUAAUGUGGAUGUCGUAACUUCUAUUGUGUUUUCCACCAAUGUCAGUUCCUAUGGUCCUUUUGGAACAGUAGCAGGAAUUCGUUUCCAAACUCCACCGAUGAGAUAUGGUAGUAUUGUUGGCUUCUUUGUCAGAUCUAUGGAAUCUAUUAAUGCGAUUGGCUGCUAUGUGAACUCUGAGGGGGAACCGGUGGAAAGACAGACUUUGAUUAGAAAAGUUGGGCACUGGGGUGGUAGUUCUGGGCAUACUCAGGACGUGGAUGUCUUACCCCGACGUUUGACCAGCGUCGUAGUUCGUAGUGGCUUUGCAAUUUUUGCACUCGCCUUUAAAUAUAUUGACUGCAAUGGGCAGCAGCGCAGUACCGGUCCAUGGGGAAUAUCAGAUGAAUACGGAGAUGACAGCGUCCAUAUGAUUGAAUUUGGCCCUUCAGAAUUUCUUAAGAAAAUUUCUGGAACAAUAGCCAUGCACACAUAUUAUGGAGAAAUUCUGACGUCACUUUCAUUUGUCACCAAUAGUGGUAAUUAUGGACCUUUUGGAGAAACAUUAGGGAAUCAUUUCUGCAGUCCUGUCCAAAACAAUGGUAGCAUCGUGGGUUUCUUUGUCAAUACUGCUAAUUAUAUCAUCUAUUCACUUGGUCUCUACGUGGACAUAACAGGCGAAGUGGCAUCCAUUACCAAGAUUGGACCGUGGGGUGGAUCUGGUGGCAAACUUAGAGAAAUCGAGGUGGCUCCCGUGUGUCUUAAUAGCAUAACAGUCCGUAGUGGAAAUACCAUACAAUCGAUCGCAUUUUCAUAUAGUGACAAAGAUGGAAACCAACAUGAUACAGGUGCAUGGGGAGCUCACGUAGGCCACCAUGUUGUUGCAAGUUUUCACACGAUUCAGCUUGCCCCUUUGGAGUUUUUGAUGGAAAUUUCUGGAACAAUUGGUCCGUGUAACACACAUAAUGUGGAUGUCGUAACUUCAAUUGUGUUUACCACCAAUGUCCGUUCAUAUGGUCCUUUUGGACGAGUAGUGGGAAUUCGUUUCCACAGUCCACCAAUGAGAAAUGGUAGUAUUGUUGGCUUCUUUGUCAGAGCCAUGGAAUCUGUUGAUGCGAUUGGCUGCUAUGUGAAUUUUGUGGGGAGGCCGAUGGAAAGGAAGGCCUUGAUUAGGAAAGUUGGGCACUGGGGUGGUAGUACUGGGCAUACUCAGGACGUGGAUGUCUUACCCCGGCGUUUGACAAGUGUCGUAGUUCGUAGUGGAUUUGCAAUUUUUUCACUCGCCUUUAAAUAUAUUGACUGCAAUGGGAAGCAGCGCAGCACUGGUCCAUGGGGAAUAUCACAUGAAUACGCAGAUGACAACGUCUAUACGGUUGAAUUUGGUCCUUCGGAAUUUCUAGAGCAAAUUUCUGGAACAACAGCCAUGCACACAUAUUAUGGAGAAAUUGUGACGUCACUUUCCUUUGUCACAAAUACUGGUAAUUAUGGACCUUUUGGAGAGACAUUAGGGAAUCAUUUCUGCAGUCCCGUCCAAAACAAUUGUAGCAUCGUUGGCUUCUUUGUCAAUGCCACUAAUUAUAUCAUCUAUUCAGUUGGUCUGUACGUGGACAUGACAGGGGCAGUGGAAUCCAUUACCAAGAUUGGUCCAUGGGGCGGAUCUGGUGGCAAACUUAGAGAAAUCGAGGUGGCUCCAGUGUGUCUAAAUAGCAUAACAAUCCGUAGUGGCAAUACCAUACAAUCGAUUGCAUUUUCAUAUAGUGACAAAGAUGGAAACCAACAUGAUACAGGUGCAUGGGGAGCUCACGUAGGCCACCAUGCUGUUGCAACUUUUCAUACGAUUCAACUUGCCCCUUUGGAGUUUUUAAUGGAAGUUUCUGGAACAGUUGGUCCGUGUAACACACAUAAUGUGGAUGUCAUAACCUCAAUUGUUUUUACCACCAAUGUUUGUUCCUAUGGUCCUUUUGGACGAGUAGUGGGAAUUCGUUUCCGCAGUCCACCGAUUAGAAAUGGUAGUAUUGUUGGUUUUUUUGUCAGAUCUAUGGAAUCUGUUGAUGCGAUUGGCUGCUAUGUGAACUCUGAGUGGGAACCGACGCAAAGGAGGGCUUUGAUUAGAAAAGUUGGGCACUGGGGUGGUAGUUCUGGGCAUACUCAGGACGUGGAUGUCUUACCCCGGCGUUUGACAGGCGUCAUAGUACGUAGUGGAUUUGCAAUUUUUGCACUCGCUUUUAAAUAUAUUGACUGCAAUGGGCAGCAACGCAGUACCGGUCCAUGGGGAAUAUCAGAUGAAUACAGAGAUGACAGCGUCCAUACGAUUGAAUUUGGCCCUUCAGAAUAUCUUAAGCAAAUUUCUGGAACAAUAGCCAUGCACACAUAUUAUGGAGAAAUUAUGACGUCACUUUCCUUUGUCACCAAUACUGGUAAUUAUGGACCUUUUGGAGAAAUAUUAGGGAAUCAUUUCCGCAGUCCCGUUCAAACCAAUGGUAACAUCGUUGGCUUCUUUGUGAAUGCCACUAAUUAUAUCAUCUAUUCAGUUGGCCUCUAUGUGGACAUAACAGGAGCAGUGGACUACGAUGCGGCUGCUCGCCCAAUUGUGGAAGGGGAUAUAAACGAGCUUGAUGAGGUCAACAUGGAAAGUGAUAUAAAGGAGCUUGAUGAGGACAACAAUGGGCCCCAUCCCAUCAUGGAAGGUGAUAUAAUGGAGGUUGAUGAGGUGAACAUGGAAGGUGAUAUAAAGGAGGUGGAUGAGGACAACGAUGGGACUGCUCGCCCAAACGUGGAAUGUGAUGUAAAGGAGAUUGAUGAGGUGAACGUGGAAGGUGAUAUGAAGGAGGCUGAUGAGGACAACGAUGUGGCUGCUGGUCAAAACGUGGUAGGUGAUAUAAAGGAGCUUGAUGAGGCGAACAUGGAAGAUAUAAAGGAGCUAGAUGGGGCAUGUAUUACAAAGAUAGGGCCAUGGGGUGGACAUAAGGGCAACUCUAAGGACAUUAUGGUGUCACCAUCUCUACGCCUGAAUAGCAUCACAGUACGUAGUGGAGAGGUAAUACAUUCACUUGCGUUUUCAUACAGUGGCGACCACGGAAAGCAGCACCAUGCAGGUCCAUGGGGAGCUUCCGAAGGCUUUUCUUAUGGGAGUUUUGAUACGAUUCAGCUAGGGCCCUCAGAGUUUCUGACCGAAGUUUCAGGAACUACUGGUUUCUCUACCCAAUAUUCUUCAGACGUUGUAAUGUCUGUUACAUUUAUCACCAAUGCUCGUCGAUAUGGACCUUUUGGAGGAGGAGGGGGAAAUCAUUUCCGUAGUCCAGUGAUUAGCAAUGGCAGCAUUGUUGGGUUCUUCGCCCGUGCGGAGAGUGUGGUCUACGCAAUUGGUAUUUAUGUGAGGCCCGAGAGGGAAACAAUGAAAGAACAGGAUUCGAUUACAAAAAUUGGACCAUGGGGUGGUGAUUCUGGGAGCCCUAGUGACGUGGAUGUGUUACCCCGCCGGUUGAUAAGUGUGGUAGUUCAUAGUAGUAUGGUAAUCAAUUCACUAACGUUUACAUACAAUGAUUGUGAUGGACAACAGCAGACCGCCGGUCCAUGGGGAGGGUCUGGUGAGCCACUCGACGGGAACCCUCAUACAAUUCUUCUUGGCCAGUCAGAAUUUUUGCGUGAAGUUUCUGGAACAAUUGGUCGGAACUCCAACUAUUCUGACGUUGUAACAUCACUUCUAUUUGUCACCAAUACCCGUAUCUAUGGACCAUUUGGAAAUGGAGGGGGGACUCAUUUCCGAAGUCCGUUGCGGAGCUAUGGUAGUAUUGUUGGCUUCUUUGUCAAUGCUGGAGACGUCAUUGACGCAAUCGGUGUCUAUUUCCGGCCUAAGAGAGACAAAAUCAAAGAGGAGGAAGGAUGUUCUGAGAUUUUAGGUGGUAUGGCUUCCACAGAAAGGGAGGACAUAGGAUCUGCCUCUAGUGCCCUAGAGCAUCUAAUACUUGAUGGAAGUGUGAAGCCUAGACAUAUUCCUUUGGCACUUCUACAACGCAUCACGGAUAAUUUCGCUGAUAAAAGACAAGUUGGUCGUGGUGGAUUCGGGGUCGUUUACAAGGGAAAUCUAGCAAAGAGGAGUGUUGCUAUUAAAAGGCUUUCAAAUAGCCAUAUUAUUGAAGAUGGGCCAUUUAAUCACGAGGCUAAAUCUCUAAUCGAUGUAAACCACCCAAAUAUAGUACGGUUUCUGGGCUACUGUGCUAAUACAGAGAAAAAAGCGGUACAAAUAGAAUCGGGAGGAAACAAAACAGUUGUUUUUGCUGAUAUAAAAGAAAGGUUACUUUGUUUCGAGUACAUGAAUAAUGGAAGCCUGGACAGAUAUAUUACUGAUGAACUACGGGGACUUGAAUGGCAUACACGCUACAAAAUAAUUCAAGGAAUUUGCGACGGUUUGGCUUAUCUUCACACAGAAAAGGGUAUUGUUCAUAGGGAUAUGAAGCCCGCGAACAUACUGCUUGAUGAUCUUAUGAUACCAAAAAUUACAGAUUUUGGUAUAUCAAAACUCCUUCAAGGAGCAACACAUGCGCUCACGACUAACCUCGCAGGGACAAUUGGAUACUGCGCCCCAGAAUUCUUGAAGCGUGGUAUUGUAUCAGUCAAGACGGACAUAUACAGCCUGGGCGUUAUAAUGAAAGAGCUUCUGACUGGAUGUAGGAGCAAACCUGAUAUUAAACAUGUACUUAGAAGAUGGAGGUACAGGUGGAACAAAUCAGCGGAGUACCCACCACGGGGAUAUGAACAAGUUACUAAAUGUAUUGAAAUUGCGUUAAGGUGUUCGUCUGAAUCCCCAAAGAAAAGACUUUACGCAUGGGAAAUAGUCAGCAUGCUCAAGGAAUUGGAAAGUACGAAUGAGCACAUCAAGAAUGCUGAUGAAUCUCCAGCUGUCCAGAUAAGCCCUUGCCCAUGGGAAUUUCUCGAGUUUGACAAGCUCGAGCUGAAUUUCUCCUUCGAGAUAAACAAACAGACAGCAUGCUCACUUCAGUUAACCAACGUAAGAGAUGAUUGUGUUGCCUUCGAUAUCGAAACGACAAACAUCCUGCACUGCUCCAUGGAGCCGUCCAGAGGUAUUGUGCCACCACGAUCCAAGUGCGAUGUCAUGGUAACACUACAAGCACGGGAGUGUGCUACAGUGUGCAGGGAUGAAUUCGUCGUGCGGUGCACCGCUGUGAACGAGGGCCUCACAGCUGGGGAUAUCACCAAACAGAUGUUCGGCAAGAAGACUGCUAAAAUGGUCGAUGAGGUGACGUUGAUGGUUGUUAUAUGUCCAAUCUCCAUUACCUAAGGAACAAAAUAAUCUUUACUGUCGGCAUUUUUUUGAGCCAAGCAUGGGCAUUUUACUACAGUAUAAAAAGCUCCAUUUUUUACAAUAGGUACAUCAAUUGCUAAGAGAUCCCUAAGUACGCACUAGCCAAAGUGCAAUUCUUACUGCACUAUGACAUAUUUAGGUCAGAGACUCA